UAUGGGAGUAAAGGGGUUGCUGCCCAUAGUAGAAAGACAACAACAAUAUAUUUUUCUGGAUCUCGCCCCUCGUUCUUACUAUAGCGAGAAGUUCGGUCUCGUAUAUAGGAGCGGCAGGAUGAGCCUACCGCAGGAGGAUACCGGGCCACAGAACUCGGCGUCGCCGCCUCAGCAAUCCUCGCCGGUUCUUCGUCGACCUGUUGUGACGGCGGAAAGUCCGCAAGACCCUGCUGUCGGACUCCCGCCAAAACAGACGGAGCUGAUUGCGAGCGAAGGGGAUCUGUCGUUGUACACAAGCGGUGAGCAAGUUCCACAAUCUACCAUCCAGUCACUCCCCCACCCUGAACCACAGCAGGAAGCAAAUCAACAGGGUAUAGAUAUCGAGAGCGAAAAUGAGAAAAAGCUUCUAAACUAUAGCUUUUAUGGCAAAUUCAUUGAUGCCAUGCAUGAAAGUUUAUCAAAAGAGCCUGAAGAGCCAAAGACACCAAUGUGUAAUUGUUGCCACGCAUUUGAUAUUAUAAACCGUUUGAAUUCGAAGCGUAGCAAUGAGGUGGACAAGCCAUUUGAGAAGAUUAACAAUAUGACACCAGUUCUAUGUAGAGCUCGCUCCAAAGGAUGGUUGCUUCACAGCAACAUGGCUUUUCCUUUUACAAAUAAAUAUGGUCGUGCCUUAUGGGUAGGUGCUGAGUUGUUUAUCGUUAUUUCAGUGCUUGUACUAUCCAUUGUAAGAUUUUCACGGGGAAAUGAUGAAAUCUUCAACAUUCUUCACCUUGCGCUCAGCAUUUUAGCCACUGUUUUGGAGAUUAUCGAUGUUUUAGCUCUUAUUUGUAGCUGCCCCUUUAGGAGAUGUGGAGCAACAUGCAGGCAAAAGGAGCAGCUUGAUUUAAACCCCGACAACAACAGUACAACAGGUCAACGUUUAAUCAACGCUUUUGAUUUUGGAAGAGUGAUAAUGUCCGAGCUGAUCUUUUAUCCACUAUUGAUUUGUGCCAUUUUUGACUUCAUCACUUCCGAGGCUUAUUGUUUUGAAACAGAAGACGAUGGUAUCAGUUGCGCUCUUUUGGUUAUGUCGGCAAUCUUAAUGGUUGUCUUUGUUUUCGCUGUACGAAUCGCCGUUCCGAGUAUUGCCUCCUGCAAUUUGAACGAAAAACGUUUUCCGAAAAAAGUUGAAGGUAUGUCUCAAGUAUUUGAUACCAGCAAUGUCAAAUCUGCAUGGCAUCUUCAAAUGUAUUUUAUUUUUUAUACACUUGGACAAAUUUUGGUCCAGGGCAUAAUGCUUAUGGGUAUUACAUUUUCAAUAUUUUAUAAACACCAAUCGUCAUGUGAUUCCAUUGAAGUUGACGGCCGAUUGCGGUACAUGUUGGCUGCCGGUUAUAUACUUCCCAUUUUAGGACCCAUCAACUUUUAUUUAGUCACUUAUUAUUGGUUUCAGGAGUAUUCUAUUGGAUUAUCUGUUGAUUUUAUUGUAAGUCUUCAACAGAAUGAUACUUCAACAACCAAUGUAAAAGAAGGACUACAGGAAAAGGUCAGAGUAAUCCUUGAUCGUCUUCAUUCUUCUAAGCUUAUAGGAGAGUUUCAGGAACUUAAAAGUACAUCUUUUAUUUAUAAGUUCCUGUAUCCAUUUCAAAGCCCACUGACUGUUAUAUUUGCAGGCCUAGUCUUUAGUUUUCAUGUAUUAUUCUUCGUUUUCGCCUUUGAGAGCAUACCUUCGGUUGAUUUCCCGGCAGCUCCAUGGACCUAUUGGUUUCUUGCUGUCGGUGUCGUUUUUGUUUACAUCAUGAACCUGUAUGCAUUUAGCAUAGUUGUUUUCUGGUCAGUGAUAAUUGCCGGGAUCAUUGCUAUUGUUGCUCUUAUAUUAUUAGCUAUACUAUUAUGCUGCAUACUUGGCAGUUGUGCAAGUAAUAGCAGUAGUAAGAAUAAUCGUUAACUAUUCAUUGUACCUAGUGAUUACCUACCUUUUUGUACUCGUGCAUCACAACUAUGCUAAUACCUAGAGCUACUUCCUUUAUCUAUAUACCAACACGUUCAUUUGUAUAAUAUUGUUAGAAAAUUAUGAGUAUAAUGUAUAAUGAUAAUGUACAUAAAGACAAUGCGAACAACAUUAUUGAGAAGAGACUCUAUAAUUAUUAAGUCAUGUUUUGAUACAGUCAUGUGUUGCGAUUAAGGUGGUGUAUUGAUUGCUAGCAAUGAUAGACUAGUUUGUGGGACAGUGAAAGGUAUCUGCAGGUUAGAGAUAAAAUGAGCAUUACUCAAUAUCAAUAUCAAUAUCAAUAUCCAUCAAUAUUCAUCAUGUAAACUUAAAUACGAUAGUAACACAGGAGAUACUUUCGUGCUAUAAUUAUAGAGAUUUUUUUUUUUGCAGCAAGGCACAUUGUAUAGGACAAUAGCACAAAUUCACGUGUGAAAGUGAAAGUUUGCAAGUAAAUUUGUACUGCAUCACAAAAUUUCUCUCUAGGGAAGUGCAAUAAAUAACUAUAGUAUGUAGAGGUGGGAGAGCAGAUCCUACUAUUAAUUGCGUGCUAACUUUCCGGAUGUACAGUUAACACACAAAAUGCCUCGUAAGACUCACUCAAAGUUAAAAUUGUGGAAUAU
This is a messenger RNA of Geodia barretti, 2592 nucleotides long. The record is from the annotation of a GenBank genome assembly. Lineage: Eukaryota; Metazoa; Porifera; Demospongiae; Tetractinellida; Geodiidae.